AGCGGAGCGGAGCGGCCCGGCCGCUUGAUGUCGGGAAUGAUCUACCGCCAGAGUCACCAUGAGAGCUGCCUGCGGGACCCCGCUGCCCACCGAGCGGCCCCGGCCCCGGCCCCCGCCCCCGCCCCCGCCCCGGCCCCGCCGCGCUUCACCGGCCGCUCCGAGCCCGAGCCCGAGCCCGCGCUGGGGGGCCUCGUCAACGGCUGCUGCUCCGCGGGCGAGGUGGCGGCGGGGUCGGGGACGGGGUCGGGGUCCAGGCCGCGGGCGGGCGGCUCCGCAUCCUCCUCCUCCUUGUCCUCGUCGUCGCCGGCCUCGUCGCUCUCCUCCUCGCCGGGGGAAGCGAGCACCGGCCCGGGCUUGGAGCUGGAGUCGGUGCCCGGGGACUCUGCUCCUUGCCCGCGGCUCCGGGGCGAUGGCAGCGGGGAUGAGGACAGGUCCAGUCCCAGCCCCAGCCCGGGGCCGGGAGCAGCCUGACAGCCCCGGGCCCCACAACAACAACAACAAGGCGCCACACUACAUGGACGGCAACCUCCACCCCGGCAACUCCUUGCAAGCGAGUCGGCGGCAGAGCGCAGCCGAGCAGCUGGAGGACGGGCUGGAGCUGGAGCUGGAGCUGCCGCCCACCACCACACUACCCAACGGCGAGGGGGCCAAGCCCAAGAAACUGGCCAUCGCCGAGUACAUCAGCAGAAACUUUUUUACUAAGAAGACGAAAGAAACAAUUCCUUCCACCUUUAGUGCUCCUGGCUGGAAGUUAUUUGGGAAAAUUCCUCCAAGGGAGAAUUCACAGAAAGAUUCCAAAACAAUACAGCAGGAUAGCUAUGGUUGCAGUCUUGCGUCAGUGUCUGCACCUAACCUGUUCAUGACAGGGGAAUAUGAAGCCCGAACUGGCCGAAUGACCAAGAUUCCACUGCAACGCCGACGUAAUCUUGAAUUUGAGCCACUCUCCACGACUGCAUUGAUCCUGGAAGAUCGACCAGCGCACCUACCUGCUAAAUCAGCUGAGGAAGCUCAAAGGCACAGACAAGAAUAUGAUGAAAUGGUGGCAGAAGCAAAGAAACGAGAGGUAAAAGAAGCACAGAGAAGAAAAAAAAUUAUGAAGGAGCGAUUCCGUCAGGAAGAAAACAUUGCUCAUGCCAUGAUUAUUUGGAACACAGAUAUUCUUCCCAACUGGGAGACGAUUCGAAAUACACGGAAGGUGCGGGAGCUGUGGUGGCAGGGUAUACCUCCGAGUGUCCGAGGGAAAGUGUGGAGUUUGGCAGUUGGCAACGAACUCAAUAUCACUCAUGAGCUUUAUGAAAUCUUCCUGUCCAGAGCUAAGGAGCGAUGGAAAAACUUCAGUGAGGUUGGAUCUGAGAAUGAAACUGAAGAACCUGGAGCAUCAGGAGCUGACAGGGAAGCAAGUCUUGAAUUGAUAAAGCUGGAUAUUUCCCGUACAUUCCCAUCUCUCUUCAUUUUCCAGAAGGGUGGACCAUAUCAUGACCUUCUUCACAGUGUUCUUGGGGCAUAUACCUGCUACAGGCCCGAUGUGGGAUAUGUCCAAGGAAUGUCUUUUGUUGCUGCUGUCCUCAUCCUUAAUUUAGAAGAAGCCGAUGCGUUCAUAGCCUUUGCCAACCUGUUGAACAAACCCUGUCAGCUGGCAUUUUUCCGUGUGGAUCAUGACAUGAUGUUGAAAUACUUUGCAUCAUUUGAAGUGUUUUUUGAGGAAAAUCUUCCAAAGCUUUUUGUGCACUUCAUGAAAAAUAGUUUGACUCCUGAUAUCUACCUUAUAGACUGGAUAUUUACACUCUAUAGUAAGUCACUCCCCCUGGACCUGGCUUGUCGAGUCUGGGAUGUCUUUUGCCGUGAUGGGGAAGAGUUUCUUUUUCGGACAGCACUGGGCAUUCUCAAGUUGUACGAGGAAAUUUUAGUGCAAAUGGAUUUUAUUCACAUAGCUCAAUUUCUUACCAAACUGCCUGAAGACAUCACAUCAGAAAAACUCUUUGCUUGCAUCACUACUGUUCAAAUGCACAGUAGUAACAAAAAAUGGACACAGGUGUUUGCUUCACUGAUGAAGGAAAACAGAGAGAUUGAGAAGAACCACAGUCCCGCCCUGAAGAGUUAAUAUUCCUUUAAGGACUUUUGAUGUUUGCAGGAGUUUGUUAGAAUUAAUGGUGUAGCAAUACUACAUGGGAAUUUCUUCAGUUCAUCUAUUUAAAGUUGUUGUCAGUUGGGGUUAAAGAACUGAAUAUUUUGGACUAUUGAUGACCCAAAGAUCUGUGUAUGUUGCACGCAUUGAUGGGAAGAGGUUAAAGGGGCAGUGGAGCUUCUUGUGGCUUUGCCCAGCAAAAAUAAUUGUUUACACUAGUGUCAGUAUUAAAUGAAAAGUGGAGCCCUGUGCAGAGUAGUUUAUUCUGCAUUUAUUAGCUGACUGAAAACUGAGAUGUAAAAUUUUGGAGCACUUAUAGACCAACCAUCUUACUAUACCAUGUUUCUGUGGCCCAGCAUACCUCCAAAGCCAGCUGAUUUCCAGAAACUACCUAACUUGGACCAAACGGAUUUUGAAUUGCUAUCCUGUUAUGUGUAGCUUUUUAGCCAUGAUCAUAUUUGGGAUUUUUUUUAACCUUUUUAAUACAAUCAUUUUGCUUUCAAGGAAUCUGAAAUAAAAAAAAACAAGGAAGGGAGAGCAUUCUAACCAGUACUCUUCUGUUUUGCAAGAACGCAUUUGUCAACCUGUUAGUGCAUAGUUUCAAAAUAUUACACAACAUUCUCUUUAAUAUUUUCAUGUAGUUCCUGUCUUCUGGAAAUCUGAUGAUUUUUUUUUCAUUCAAAUACUGAACUGUGGCAUUUAGUGAUUACUGAACUGUACUACAAUGAUUUUUAAAGACUUAUUUCAGUAAUAUCUGUUUAUUCUGGUGCUUUCAACAAUGGAACUAUGGGUGUUGUAUAAUCUCCAAGCUUACAGGUGAGUUACCAACAGAAUGGUAGAACUGUGAAAUGUCCAAGUUUAGAAAAUUCCAAAUAUGAUACUACUCCAGUGAAGUCGGUGUCUCUCAGCUGAUAAUUCUUUGUGAUUGUCCUCAGACAGGUGCUAUGGACUUGACAUGAGCAACUGUGUGUAUGUUUUAUAAUGUGCAAUACAGGAAACUCCCCAAAAUGGCAGUUCUUUGCACAAGUUUUGGAAUGUAAACCAUGAUAACAUUAAGUAACAUUUAUUUCAAAUCAGGUGAUGAAAUUUGAGAACCACAACCUGUGGCAGUGUAUAUAUUACAUUGCUCAGGACUUGUCUGCUCACAGUGCGGAAAUAGGAGGUGAAAUUAUUUGUUGGUAAUCACGAAAAAGCAGAGGGCUAAACUAUCAGGCUUUUUUUCUAACUUGAUGUAAUUUCUGCUGUGAAAAGUGACAGAUGUUUGUGUAAAUUUGAGAUUUGUCUCGUGUGCAAAUUAUAAAGUAUACUUUCUUACAUUUUUCUUUUUUUGUUAAUUUGAAAGGAUUUGUACUUUAUUUUGUAUUUUUAGCAAAACCAGCUCUUGUAUUCUCAUGUUGCAAGUUAAUAUUGAAUAUGAAUUCUGUAGGAAUUUUUACUUUUGAGAUUGUUUUGAAGUCUUUAAAGGAAUUGGCAUGUUCUAUAAGCAUUAAUGUACUACAGAUGGAGUGCAAAAUACUUUAAAAUGUAAGAUUUUUUAUUUAUAUAUCCUUUCAUUUAGUUAAAUGAAUUUCUUUAUCUUGCUUUCUAUUGUACAGAUUUCAUAUUGAAUACAAAUAUAAUGUAUAUGCAAAUUGUAUAUAGGAGGGAGACAGUCCACAAAUAAUACCACUAGACACCAGUUUCAUAUGUAAAUAAAGUAUGAAGUCAAGUGC
This is a messenger RNA of Leucoraja erinaceus (little skate), 3837 nucleotides long. It is a transcript of the gene tbc1d12b, whose product is annotated as TBC1 domain family, member 12b. The transcript has 14 exons. The coding region runs from base 59 to 2101 and encodes 680 amino acids. Lineage: Eukaryota; Metazoa; Chordata; Chondrichthyes; Rajiformes; Rajidae. The record is from RefSeq and is a predicted model, not a curated record.